Messenger RNA from Ceraceosorus bombacis, 279 nucleotides. Lineage: Eukaryota; Fungi; Basidiomycota; Exobasidiomycetes; Ceraceosorales; Ceraceosoraceae. The record is from the annotation of a GenBank genome assembly.
AUGAGUGCAGAUCCAACUCAACAGUCCAUGGCAAUUGAAAGGCUCCUCAAUCCUUCAGAAGAAGGUGACCUGGCCACUCUGGAAUCUGAAGACCAGGAAGAAGAUACAGAUAUGGGAGAAAGCUUCAUCUUGUCAAAAGUCUUUGACAUGUCAUCCAAUCUUCUUGGUCAAGCAAUGGGUGCAGCUGUGGGAGAACUGGAGCCCAUUGUCGAGCAAGAGAGCAGCCUGGAGGCCCUUACAGAGGAGGCUGGGGAAGAGAUUGACUAUGAUGAGCUGUAA